AUGCUUACGGAAGUGUGUGAACCUGGUUUGGGUGAAGUGAAAACAACGAAGAAUACGGUGACAGAUACGAAGGCCACCUUUAGCAUCUACGAAAACAAGACAUUUGGAUCCGAAGGUCAUUCUAGAAAUGCAGUAAUGUCCGAUAAGAGGAAGAUACUGAUGGAAUCCAGAGAGCAGCAGUGGGCACUAGAAUCAUCCAGAUAUGAUGAUCUUGUAGAGUUAUUCAAUAAGCCACUUAUUCAGUCUAAGCUUGUUCGGGAAAUGUUCGAGGAAGGAGUUGAUAAAUACGUGGAUAGAAUGCAAGCGCAGUGUGAUAGAGGUUAUGAUGAUGGUGCUUAUACCGCCAGCAGUGAUCCGAAUGAGGAUAGCCCGGGUAGCUCCGAUGAGAAUGAGGAAUGCAGCUCGGCGUCCCUCGUUGAAGAGCUGGAAAAGAAGUAUUUAUGUAAUGUGGACAUUGAUGAAUCGAUCAUCCUGCUGAAGUCCAUGACGGGUACAAGUCCAUGUAAGUUGGCUAGUGAACACACCCUUUUGCUGCUUGUACUCAAUCACAAAUACAUUGAUCGAAUCGGUGAUAAGGUCCAAUUUCUAUCAAUCUGCAGAUAUGCUCGAGAGGUAGAUUUGGCUUGGAACAGGCUCUCAUCAUGGGAAGAAAUCACUGCCAUUUUUUCUUUACCUAGACUGGAGGUACUAAACUUGGGAUACAACCCACUACAGUCAUCUUUGACGGUAUCAAGCCUUCCUCUUGCCAUGAAUUUGGAAUUGUUUAUAUUAAAUGGGACGGAUUUACCGAUGUCAACAGUACGAAAGUUAUUAAACAAAAUGCCAAAAUUAAAAGAAUUGCAUCUGUCGGAAAACAGAAAUCUAGAAAACUGUAUUGAUGUUAGCGACGAAGUCGUGUCAGAAUCACUGGAGUCCUUGCAUGUGAGCAAAUGUGAUAUCGAGCGCUGGGAAACAGUAACUUCUUUAUGGAGAUUCUUUCCGAAUUUAACGUCGUUGUCUCUGUGUGAAAAUCCUAUUCGCUCUACAUAUUGUAAAUUGAAAACAAAUAACCUUAAUUGUUUAAAUGGUGUUCAUCGAUUGAGUUUAAACAAAUGUCUGAUCGAUAAUUGGAGUUCCAUUGAACAUUUAGCGGAUAUAAAUACUUUACAAGAUUUGCGGAUCAUCGCGAUUCCUUUGUGGGAAAAGUAUGCAAAUGAUGAGCAUUUCCAUCUGGUGGUUGGGCGUAUUCCGCAGCUGAAGAUUCUAAACGGGUCAGUUAUAUCCGCUGAGCAAAGGGAACAGUCCGAAAGGUACUAUGAUGUUCGUGAAACUAAGCCGAAAAUAUUUGCUAGAUUAAUUGAGCGACAUGGGCAUGUGGAACAGCUGUGUAAGGUUGAUAUGACUCCGAAGAAAUAUGCUGUUAUCGCUGUGAUAUGCGAAGAAACUGGAUACAAUGCAAGUCUGAAAAUACGUUUAACGCAAACAGUCUCUUGUCUGAUGCACAUGCUUGAAAAGUUAACAAGAAUUCCUGUAAGACGUAUGCGGCUGUUUUAUAUGAACAGUACUAAUCCAUUCCCUGAUGAGUUGCGUUUCCCAAGUCAAAUGCUUCAAGCGUUGCAUAUCGAGGAUGGUGAUAAGAUCUGUGUUCAGGAUAUGACUUAUAUUCUUUUUGAAAGUUCCUUUAUUCAUAUUAUACCCACUGCCUUGGUUGUAGUACCAGCUAUCGGAACAACGAAUAACCUUGCAGUUGCUUAA
Messenger RNA from Acanthocheilonema viteae, 1734 nucleotides. The record is from the annotation of a GenBank genome assembly. NCBI's taxonomy places the organism in Eukaryota, Metazoa, Nematoda, Chromadorea, Rhabditida, Onchocercidae.